This is a messenger RNA of Phaeoacremonium minimum UCRPA7, 486 nucleotides long. RefSeq lists its product as hypothetical. The coding region runs from base 1 to 486 and encodes 161 amino acids. The record is from RefSeq and is a predicted model, not a curated record. The transcript has 2 exons. NCBI's taxonomy places the organism in Eukaryota, Fungi, Ascomycota, Sordariomycetes, Togniniales, Togniniaceae.
AUGAAGAGAGUAAGGAAGAUGCUGAUGGCUCCUCUGCAGGCGCUCCAUCCCAACCCGGAGGACCACCUUCAUCUCCGUUUACAUAGAGCGCGCUCGGUCGUGCUGACGGGGCCAGAGCUGGUCGAGAUCCGCGCCGCCCAGCGCACCUUCGAGGGGGCGUACAUGCGGACGGCGCUGUCGCAGUUCUCGUUCGCCCUGAUCAUCCUCAAGAUCUUCACGUCCGAGUUCUACGCCAUCGGCGCCCUCUUCGCCGUCUACGGCGCCGCCGUCAUGCUCGUCGCCGUCUUCCGCCGCUACGAGGGCAACCGCCAGUUCUUCGACAGGGAGGAGUCCGACUCCGAGUCGGACGGCCGCGGCGGCAGGCGCCGGAGCGUCGUCGUCAGGAACAAGUUCCGCACCAGCGGCAACAGCGUCGCGCUGCUGACCGCGCUCAGUCUCGGCGCGUACGUCACCCUCAUGGUCCUGACGUACAGGCUGUCGACUUGA